This is a messenger RNA of Fopius arisanus, 5429 nucleotides long. It is a transcript of the gene RhoGAP102A, whose product is annotated as Rho GTPase activating protein at 102A. The transcript is spliced from 11 exons. NCBI's taxonomy places the organism in Eukaryota, Metazoa, Arthropoda, Insecta, Hymenoptera, Braconidae. Gene Ontology annotation, biological process: signal transduction. The record is from RefSeq and is a predicted model, not a curated record. Bases 845 to 5017 code for a protein of 1390 amino acids.
UAGGCAGCCUCCACCUUGCCGGCUCGUCAGACAGGCGAUUGGACCAGAGCUUUCUGCUCAUUCAACAUCAUCCCAUUGAAUUAAUUACAAAUUUACCUUCCAAUCAUGUCAAUGCCUCAUUGAUCUUUCACCGCCUAAGACAACAAAAUCUCCAAGACAAUCAUAUAUAAAAUGAAAAGUAAUGACAAAGGAACAAGUCAUGUGCCAGUGCUUGAAUGUCUCUUGAAUUUCUGAUUCGAAGCGAUGAAAUUCCGUAGAAAAAGUGAUCGUCAAUGAUAAAGCUAAAAAAAGAGCAAAUGCCUAAGUGAAAUGAGUGAACAUUCCUAAGUAUCAAUUACUGUCUGCACUGAACCGAGCAUCAACUCAAUCUACAAAUCUUUGGAUAUCCUCAGAGAUAAAUAUCUCCUUGGUUUUGAAAGUUUACCCGCUCAACUAUUUGGCUACGAAAAUUUCACGGGGCAAUCGGAUCGGUGGCUGAUACCAAAAUAGAAGAUCGAGGAAUCCCUGCCCAGCACACGCUGCCUCCUUAACUCAACAAUUUUACGUGCUGCGGAAAGAAAAACAUCGUAGUCUCCAGUGACGAGUGUGUAAACCAAACAAGUGGCUCAUAUUUCAGUUACUUACCCCAAGAAGGUGAUUAAGUUUCAAAGAUCAAUGAAUCAGAUAUUCUGAUGCUGAGUGUCUCUGAAUAGCGGCUCUUGUGUAACUGGCAUCACAUGAAUGUGUGAGUUGUGCCGUAUAAUUUGGUAUGUCGACGAUGGUAAGUUAAUAAUUAAUGACAAAUCGUGGCUAAAUAAUAAACGCGAAAGUGGUGCGUGUGGCAAAAAAAGAGUGGGACGCCGCAAUGGCGGAGCGUCCCGGUGGCAUAAGUGCAAGGAGGCGCUCGCGUCGUGAUAGUGGCGACAAUCCAGACAUCCACGGGGCAUCAUCCACCUCCAAAGAGCGGAGGACCAAGAAGUCAAGCAAGCCGAUGAAAGAGAGAUGGUUAUUGACCCGAAAAACAUGGCGGUAUAUGGCAGACGCUGGCAGACGAUUGAUACCGGAUGGUGCGCACAAUCGUCCAGAAGAUAUUCCAAAAAUCGAGCAGUACUUUCAGGAGGUAUGCCAGAAGGAGCCCAAGUUUCUUCUCUGGAGGAAAGCCUCUUAUCCGGGUAGUUUAGGAUUCCGAACGCACAGACAUCGUAGACUCCAUAAAGGGGGCAGCUGCCGAACUAAGGCGAGUUCUGCAGACGAGGCUGAUGACUCCAGAAGCUCUGCUCAAAUCUUUACAUUUCAACCAACGUCUGGUGGACGAUUUGACGUUAUUAAGACCAAGAGAGAUUGGUUAUUAUCAAGUGGUAGCACUCCUACGACUCCAGUCGCUCGACGACGGGCCCCUCAAGAAGAUGCUGAAGCAAAAAUUCUUGCAGACAUGUUGCAAAAGUACCUGAAUAUGCAGGGAGAGUCCUCAGCAACCGCUGGUGACUCAGAAUUCAAAGGUAGUAAGCCUGACGGACCGUCAAUCACUGCAGAAAUGCCCUUCGAUUAUCAAAGCCUCAUCAAUAAACUUCAGCAGCACCUUAACAUGAUAAUGUCCGAGGGCAAAAGUGAUCAAUCUCGUGAUAAAUCUCAAGGCCAUCUCAGUUCAAGUGGGUCUCAACCAUCCUCGAUGCUAUCUUAUCGUGGGGAUUAUGUUCACAAAUCACUGAUUGACACUCUGAAUCGUCAUUACGCCAAGUCUCCUAAUCGGGAGCAUGUAAUUUCUGGUAUUCUGACUGACAGAAAGCUUCUCGAAAAAUUAUACUUCGAUUUGAGAUGCACGAGGGGCUUUCGAGGUCCCAGGGCAACUGGAGCUUAUACAUCACCACCUCGCUGGUGGGGAACUCCACGUACUAGAGUGAAUCAAAAAGAUUCGGAUGAUGAUCAGACACCUGGAAGGAGAGAUUUCACUUCGCCUCCUCCAUUGAUAGCUGUGCAAGGGCCUAGUACUGAUCGAGGACCGGUUGAUGCUUGUGCCCAGACGGAUUCCAUCACGAAGGAAAUGCUGGAAGGAUUGAGAGAGAUGUAUGCUGAAAGGGAGAGAGAGGAGGCGAGUUUGUCUCCAAGGGAUAGUGGAAAAAGCUCGAGAAGGCGAAGCAGUGUGGAAAAUGAUGAUGUAUCACCAUCUGUCAGUGAUACUAUCAAGAGGUACUUGAGGAUGGCGAGGAAGAAGUCUUCGGAUACUGAUAAAGUAGAUAGAUUCAAGAGGGUGAAUUAUGACAGAAAUUUAAGGAAUAUUAAAGCGAAAGGGGAAAUAACGAGACCUGGGGAUGAUGAAGACAACAGCAAGGGAUGUCAAACCGAGAAUAAUUGGAUUGCUGGGUACAAGGAGAAUGUCUCUUUGUCCCUGGAUAUUGGGGAAAAUUUCUCAGAUGGGGAUACUACUACUUCGCCUGUCAGCAGAAAUGCUAGCUCAAGAAGUAGUAUGGAUGCAGGUCUCGGUUCGGAGGAACCUAGCACACCUAAACACCAUCAAUCUUUCUUAUCCCAUCUCCUCCAUGGUUCCAAUACACAUAAGGAUAAACCUCACUCUGCACCAGGUUCACCUGCUCUUACUUCUCCCACUUCCGCAGGUGGAGCAGCGAUGCAGAAGAGCAAGUCGUCUAGCAGCGUCGUUCAUCAUGGCAGUCGAUUGGUGGCGAAGAAAAUUUGGAGAUCGAGAAGUAAAAGCACUUCUCGCUCCGUCAAUCAACCCUCUACGUGGACGCCUCAGGGAAAAUGUACGUGGGCAGGUAGCAGUGGGCGUCGAGUGACGCUUCAAGAUAUACCGCUUCGAGCCCUUUCAGAGGUUGAGAGGAAAGUCCUGUGCAGAGUGGCUGUUGCCAAGCUGCAAGCUUUGAAUCUUGGUGUCCACAUCAGACCACCCAGUGAGUCCCUCGGCACUGGAUCCAUUUCUAAUAAGCCAAAGAGACGAGCUUAUUUGCUCAAGCGAAAGGCACUUACGACGGGUUUUUUCGAUAACAAAAACAAGGAAGACAAAGAUAAGGAUUCCACGGGUGGCCUCGUUUUCGGAAUUCCAAUAUCGCAGUGUCUGGAGAAUGACCGGUUGGCAAGGAUCGCGACUGGUGAAGUUGUUGACGUUGGCUCCUUAUCUAGGAGCAGCAGACACGGUAGCCGAGCAAGUUUUACCAGUCUCAUUGAAACGCCCACCACAGCCUCCAAAACUGACGAGGGUGGCUCCUGUGAAUCUCUAUCUUUGAAAGGCAGUGCAUUGACUGGUAGUGAUUCAGGUGUUCUCGAGUUGAGCGACAGCGGAGGGAGUGGUCCUCCAGGAGAAUGGGAUGCCGUGCCCGGAGUUGUUCGCCAAUGUAUUAAACAUCUUGAAGCCACUGGACUGAGGACUUUGGGCAUUUUUCGGGUGUCGCCAUCGAAAAAGAGAGUUAGACAGUUGAGAGAAGAUUUUGAUUGUGGUAGAGAAACAAAAAUCAGUGCUGAUCAGUGUCCACACGACGUAGCAACAUUGCUGAAAGAGUAUUUCAGAGAUCUACCAGAUCCUUUACUCUGCAGGGACUUAUAUCAGGCGUUUGUUCACACGCAGAAAAUCCGGAACAGACGUCUGCAGCAAGAAGCUCUUCAGCAUCUUAUUCAGCUUCUUCCAAUAGCCAACCGUGAAACACUCUUUGCCCUUCUGAAUUUUUUAACCGAAGUUGCCACAAAUAGCGACGAUAUCGAGACGGCGACUGGUGAUUGGGUGCAUGGAAAUAAAAUGGAUAUAACGAAUCUUGCUACGGUUUUUGCUCCAAAUAUACUCCACUGCGUUAAGCCCGGCCAAGCUCGAUCUGAAGUAUCAGCAGAGAGAGCGGAAGAGAGAAUAGACGUGAUAAAUGUUAUGCGUGCAUUAUUGGAAAACGCCUCAUCCCUCUUCACACUACCGGCAGCACUUCUCGAUGAGCUUUAUCUUCACAUGAUGGACUCAAAUCCAGCAGAUCUCGAUCUUGCACUGUCUCGACGUGCUGAGGAGCAAUGUGGCGAAGAUGUUGAUCCUUGCAGUGAAGCUGAGACAUACUCAGUGGAAGAAACUAUAAUCCCUCCCGUACAAACAGCAAAGAAAAUCUGGUCAAGGGAGCAAUGCCUGCACCAAAUGGCAGGAGUCGGUGGUGAAAUUGGACCGAAGCCAAGGCGCUCAAAGAGGCCAGGAUCAAGACGAAAAGAAGAAGGAAGAAGCAACAGCAUAGACAGCGGCUCCAGUGAAGAUCACCUAGAUCCGAGGAGAAAGUCCUCUCCAAUGGUUAUAACUGCUUCUCUCACAAUACCAAUGUCUGGCGCUUUCACUCUCAACCUAGAUGAUCCCGACAUCCCCUAUAUUGAAGAACAACCCAAGCAGCCGUUAGCACCUCCACGAAGACAGAGACAACGUUCGAUAUCUGGAUGUAGUGAAGGCGGUCGUCAUGGAAGUGACAGUGCUGUGGGCUCUUCGGUAACGCUCUCAGGAGAUCAACCACCCAGUUCACCACCCUCUUGGGCAUCAUCUCCUCCGGCGAGUCCCGAUAGUGCAGUUACUACGGUCUCCUAUAUACCAGAUCAACAGGCAGUUCUCCAGAGGGUGUCAUUUACAACGUCCAGUGAAGUUCGACAGAUCACCAGGUCCAUCAGUCAAGAAACUUCGAAAGCAUCAGCUACACCUGCUCACACACCUAGCAUUACAAGCAUUGGCGGCGCUGUUUUAAGGUCUAAAACCGCUGACAUUGAGAGGAUGCUGCACAAUGCGAGACCCGAGAGUGCAGUUUCUAUACAGUCAAAGGGCACAGGCUCCAUCUCAAGCCCAAAUGACAAUAAAAAGUAUACAAAGAGAAGAUACACAGACUCGAGGCAUCAAACACGACAUAUACCAGACGCUGAGAGCCUCGCUGGCAAGUCCUCCUCCGCAAUCACGAUUUCCCAGAGCUCUACCACAAAUACCAUCCAAACUCAACGAACAAGCAGCGGUGGAACUACGACGCCAGUCUGGAAGCGUCGAGAAUUGAUCUCUUCGGCACCCAAAGAACGACAAAUUUUCUGACGGAAUUUGCAUCCACUCAUGCACAUUCAAGUUUAUUCACAUGAUCUCGUCGUCGUGUUUGACGUACUCUGCCAAGUUUCGUUCAAUCGAGCGCAAAGUGUUGAUUAGGAAGUUGAAUAUUUCGUGACAAAAUAUUUCUAUCACCAUUUUAUUCGACUUUCUUGAUUUUUUUUUUACUAUUUGACGUCCCUAUCUCCUCCCGGCGAGGAGACCCGUGUGAUCGUCAUAUCACAGAGGUGGUUAUCAAUUUGUUAAGUUUUUAACAUGUAAAUUCGAAUGAAUAAAUAAUUAAUUUUUCUACAAAUGUCUUUUAUAUUUUUGUCCCUUUUUAGCAUUGGGGAUACAAGCGGGGGAUAUUAAAAAUUGAACAUUUAUUGAAUGUUUCAACUCAAAUGUGAAACUUUUCUACUAA